This is a messenger RNA of Prorocentrum cordatum, 2766 nucleotides long. The record is from the annotation of a GenBank genome assembly. Lineage: Eukaryota; Dinophyceae; Prorocentrales; Prorocentraceae.
GGGAGGGGGGAGGGGGAAGCGGGGCAGCGACGCGGGGGCGCCAUGGCCGCCGGGCCGGCGUGGCCCAUCGCGGAGGUCGUGGCGUGCACCUCGGGGCCACAGUGGGACCCGAAGGGGGAGGACCAGAUCAUCUUCCGGGUGCUCCACAAGUACAUACUGACCUCCGAGGGCCCCGCGCUGGAGGAAGCUGCCAAGGACGCGAAGGUUGUCUGGAUUUUCCUGAUAGAAAUCGGCAAGAGGAACAAGCCUCUGAAGCAGCAGGUGUUGGAGUGCUUCCACGUGCUGAUGGAAAGCAAGGCCUGGGAGUCCUCCCUCGCCGCCAGCGCCUCGCUCCAGCGGGCGGCCGGGGAGCUGCCGGAGGGCCUGCAGGCCCCCCUGGCGCUGCAGAGCCGGGCGCUGCUGAGCUCCCUGACCCCGGAGGCGCUGGCGAGGCUGAGGGAGGCGCCGCAGGAGCCCCAGCAGGUCAACGUCCACCAGAGCAUCGCCAGAUUCCGCGAGGCUGACUUGCUGAGGCAGGGCCUGCUGCAGGAGGACCAGGAGAGCCCGGCGGGCGACGGCGGCGCCGCGGCCGCAGAGGCUCGUGCGGCCGAGUCCGGGCCCGCCAGAGACCAGCUCCGCAAGGGGAUCGACAUGGUCGUGGCGCUCGAGGUGCCGAAGAGGACCGACGACCCCGGCCUGUCGGCGUUCAACCAGCUGCGGCGCGGCUGCCUGCACGCCGCGCACCUGCCCGAGGUCUACGAGGCCGAGGCCGGGCACGGGCCGGUGGUGCUCGACUUCUUGGUGGACUUCACGAAGCGGCACCACAGGAUCCGCAUGAAGCAGAUCUGCGAGGUGCUCAACCUGCUCCUCCACUCGCCAGGCUGGGUCUCCGCGCUGGACGCGUCCUCGGACUUUCUGUCGCGCGUGCAGCAGGAGCUGCCGCCCGACGCGCAGGCCGCCUUCUCGCUGCAGAGCUCCAGGAUCCGCAGCGCCGUGCCGGCCGACGUGCUGCAGGCGGCCGAGAAGAAGCCCUCGGCGGGCCUCACGCAGGCGAAGAAGGUGGCCGAGUCGAUGAGCAGCAUGCGCCAGAGCCUCUUCGGCCUCCCGCCCCCGACGCCCGCCGCGGGCGGCGCGGGGCCGCUGGCGCCGAUCCUGGAGGCUGCCCCCGCCCAGGAGGCCGCCCCCGUGCCGACCAACAGCGCAGCCAAGGCGGCCGGCGCCGCGGUCAACCCGCUGCUGCGGGCGGGCCUCUUGACGGUGGACAGCACGCCGCCCGCGCAGGAGCCCGCCCAGGAGGCGGCGGACCCCGCGGCUGCCCAGGAGCCCGCCCAGGAGGCGACGUCGCCCAAGCGGAGGUCUGCCUUCGCAGAGGCCACGGGGGGCAUCAAGGACAAGCUGAAGGGGGCCGCGGGGGGCAUCAAGAACAUGUUCGGGGGCAAGGAGAAGGAGCCAGAGGAGCAGCUCCCGAUGCUCCCGGCUGGCCAGCCCGAGGGUGGGCACGGGCUUCAGGUGGGCGACGCGGUCGAGGUGUACAGCAACUCCAAGCAAGCUUGGUGCCCCGGCACCGUCGAGAAGGUCUCGGGGCAGAUGGUGACGGUCACGUACCAGACGCCGGGUGGGGCUGCGGGAGAGCUGGCUCGUAAGGAGCUCCCCGGGACCCACGAGACGCUGCGCAGGACACGAGGCGGCGCGCAGGCGACGCCGACAGGCGGCCCCGCCUCGCCGCAAGCCUCCGCGCCUGGCGGCUAUCCCGCCCAUGCUUCGCACGGGCUCCAGGUGGGCGACGCGGUCGAGGUGUACAGCAACUCCAAGCAAGCUUGGUGCCCCGGCACCGUCGAGAAGGUCUCGGGGCAGAUGGUGACGGUCACGUACCAGACGGGCGGCGCUGCGGGGGAGCUGGCCCGCAAGGAGCUCCCCGGAACCCACGAGACGCUGCGCAGGACCCGCGGCGCCUCGCCCGGGACUCCGGCGACAGAGGCCGCGGCCGCCGCGGGCACGGGGCAGCCGAAGGGCGCCGCCGCGGCGGCGGGCUUCCUGCAGCAGCGGGCGCAGGCCGCGGCGGCGGCCGCGGCGCAGCAGGCGGCGCAGCUGCAGGGGGCCGCCGCCUCGGCGGGCGCGGGCGCCGCGGCGGCGGCCUCGCAGCAGCACGCCGCGGCCGCGGCCGCGGCGGCCCAGCAGAAGGGGGCCGCCGCCGUGGCCGCCCUGGCGGGCGCGGGGCAGCGGGCGAAGGAGGCCGCCGCCCCCGCGGCCGCCGCCGCCGCCGCGGCGCUCGGCGCGGCGGCGGGCUCGCCGCCCGGCGCCGCCGGCAGCGGCUGGACGCGGGAGGAGAGCGAGGUCUACGCGAGGGCCUUCGUGGACUGCGGCGGGGGGGACCCAGGCAUCGGGGAAACGGAAGCCUCUGGGCAGGUCGGGGCUGCCCAGAAAGGCCCUCAAGGAGAUCUGGGCGGCGUGCAACCCGAAGAUGGCGCCGUCGCUGGACCAGGAGGGAUGGGGUCGGCGGAUUUUUCCACGGCUGCCGCCUCGUCGGCCACUGUCAGGCCCUGCAGAGCGACGCCGCCAGGGCGCCCCUUCUGGAGGCCGGCGGCGACCCCUUGCGGCAGCUCCUGACCUCGGCGGACUUCUCCAGCCGCCCCCCCGCGCGCUUGCUCGCCAUCGUUUGACGACACAUCUCUGGCAGCGGGCGUAGCGCUUGGACCGAAGAAGGGAAAUUCGGAGGAGGAAGACGUUCUGAUGCCGCUGCCCAUCCUUCGUUCUCCCCUCCUUGGGCCUCCUGGGAGGCCGUCGUCG